GCUGUUAGACAGUAAUAUGGUUCCCAUAAUACCAUAUUUUAUUGGUAAUUACAUUGCACAGAGUGUAAUUAGUUAGGUAAUUGUUUGAUUUUACUUUAAACUGCCCAUCCCUUUUACUUGAUGGUAUUUAGCCAUAUCAAAUCAAGCCUGUUCAGCUCAGAUACAGCAGCAAACUGGUAUGAUUCCUGCUUUGUAUGAGAAAUGUAGCCCACAUACAUUUUCAGACACAGUAUUUUAAGGACUAGUAUGGAGAUAGCGUAGAUCAGUAUGUUGUCACUGUCCUUGUCAUAUAGAAGGACGCCACUAAACCAACAGCUGCUUGGACCCAGAGUACAUCGGGAUCCCAUCUAACAGGAUGUGAGUGCUCUUGUGACUUCCUGUACGGAGUGAAGGCUGCUGGAAAGCUCCGAAAACUCCGUGAUGACUGCGGAGAUUUGUCACCGCCCGCUUUCGUCCGCUCACCGGGAGAGGCGCAGCUCAUCUCGAACGAGCCCAAGACUGGUUUUUAGCCUUCAGCUGUUGGUAUUCGGAAGGUAACUACGAGGUGUUUAUUGUAGGAAACCCUAGCCACGACGCUGCCGGGGCGCUCUGCUGCAGGGACCCGAGUUAGAAUCCGGGAUGUGCUCCGUGGUUGGAUGCGAUUCGUGGCGCCGCAGUGUGCAGCGGUUCAAGCUACCGGAGGAUCCGGAGAGGAGACUGGAAUGGGUUCAGUUUCUUUUCGAAGCCAACAGCCAACGACUCAAAGAAUCGUCCUGGACUGAUAUCACCAUUUGCACUGAACACUUUACAUACGACAGUUUCCUGACCCCGACUGGCUCGUUGCAGCUGAGAGCCGGUGCUGUCCCGUCCCGUUGUCUCAAGCCAGAGCCCGACGAACCUGAGCCAAAACAGGAGCCUGUGGAGACGACAGAGGUCAAGUCUCAUGAUCAACUUAAAACAUGUGAUAGUCCAGCUUCCUUUUCUGAAGAAUCAGUGGCUGUCCCAGAAAGCCCUGUGCCAAGUGAUACUUCAGAUGGACCUGAUUAUGGCCAGAUGCUACAAAACAUUGAGAACAUAGAUGUGAUCAGGGAAAAAGUUGCUCUUCUCCAGAUGAAAGAGAUGUAUGUGGUAAACGAAAGCCGACUCUUCCAGUUGUUUGGCAACAAGUGCCCAUCAUGUGGUUCUAAAGUAAAGGUAAAGAAAUUUAUUCAUGGUGCAUUCAUCGUCGUGAACCAGCAGUGCCUUCAGUGUGACUACAGAAACCAGUGGAAAAGCCAAGUCAAUGCCAGCGUCCCAGCAGCUGAAGACCUGAGAGGAGGCAUAGAAGUGUUUUUAGAGGCAAAGCCAGCAGAGGACGCCCACACGAACAUCACAGGUGACUCUAAGGACGCUGUCGUUACUGAUGAGGAGAGUGAUACCGGGGAUGAAGCAGGGGGACCGGGUGAUGACUGUGACAUGAAUUCAGAUGAUGAUGAUGAUGAUGAUGAUUGGAGUCCACUGGAGCUUCAUUUCAAAUCUGAUGAGGAAAGUGAAGACAAAGGUGAUGGUUUUCCUGAAGUGGGCCAUAAAAUCAGGCAGCUCUGCACAGAGUGUGGGGUAUUUUUCAACAAAUGGAAGCCUCACACAUGUGAGUACAAAAUUAAGCCAUAUCCAUGCAAUAUCUGUGGGAAGAGGUAUGUUAAUGAGCUGUCUCUAAAUGCUCACAGCAAGAUCCAUGAUGAAAACUAUGAGCAUCAGUGCAAAUACUGCAGUGUUACUUUCAAAACAAAGCUGGAUAAGGUCACUCAUGAGCAGAUCCACGUGCCUGGAAGAAAACCCUAUAAAUGUCCUGACUGUCCAGAUACAUUUGCCACAAAUAAGCGACGUAGAAUCCACCUGAAGAGUCACAGAGGCUGCACACAGUUAACUUGUCACUCUUGUGGGAUGGAAUUUUACCGUGUCUGUUCUCUUCAGAGACAUUUACUCAUACACACAGGAGUGAAGCCGUACAAGUGUUCAGUGUGUCAGCGUGGCUUCAACCAGUUGAGCCACCUGAAGUCUCACAUGCGUCUGCACACGGGGGAGAGACCUUAUAAGUGUCAGGAUUGUGACAAACACUUCAAUCACAAUGUGAGCUUGAAGAGUCAUGUCCAGCGUUACCACACAUCGAGUUCUGGACAUGAACAGAAGGAAGAAGAGACAAAGGAAAGCAGCACUGGUGAUUUUCAGGACAAUGGGAUCAAGAGAGGUGCAGAGCCGAGACUUGACAAUGUAGAUGAAGAGCAUGAUACAGAAGACGAGGUGCUGGAGGAGAGAAUAUAUAGAGCUAAAAAGAAAAGGAGAAGCACAGGUAGACCCAUAGGAAGGCCUAAGAGCUAUGCAUCUGGAAACACGGUUCUGGCGAUUGAAGUGGAAGGCCAGGGCGCACACACUGAGGCUCACCAAUUACAGGUGGAGAAGUUAAGGAGAAGGCAAUGCAGUGAUGAAGGAAGCGAGGAUGAGCUAACUGACAGUGAUGUAAACUUUGAUUCAGCAGAAGAGGAAGAGGAGAGGAGCCAGGAGGCGAUAAAGAUCACAGAGAGAUCAGGGGGUAAAGGGAAAAACUCUGACAGUGACUCUGAUUUUGAUCCUGAAAACUCAAAGGAAAAAAGGCAGAGAGGUCCGAGUUUAGGGAAGCGCAGGGGAAGACCAAGAAAACAUGAGGUGGUGUGAAUAUUAUUAAAAUGAACAGUCAAAAGAAUUUAUGUUUAAACAGUUGUGAAAUAAAAGAGCCAUAUAAAUUCAGGGUUCAUCCAGAACUGGAGUGAUCUCCUAGAAAAUUGCACAUCUGGAUGGAUAAAACAUCUACAGUUGUUGCUUUGAUUUGAAAAUACUUUAGAAUCUUGAUCACUGAUGAAUGAACCCACAUCAGCCUUGAUAAAAGUAUAUUAAACAGGGCUUAAGAGCCUGUGUUUCUUUCGGUGGUACAUUUCUUAUACUUAAUUCAUAAUACUGGUUUACAGUAUGUGAUGCUGAUUGAUCUGUAAACUAGUUAAAGGUUAGUCACAAAUGCUGCUGAGAGGGACUGUGAAUUUACUUCUGCUAGGCAUCUGACCUGGUAUGAGUGUUCAAAUCAAAUGAGAUUUAUUUAUAUAGCACUUUAAAAACAACAUCCAGUUGACCAAAGUACUUUACAUAGACAGAAU
This is a messenger RNA of Monopterus albus (swamp eel), 3143 nucleotides long. Its product is annotated as zinc finger protein 331-like. The transcript is spliced from 5 exons. The coding region runs from base 619 to 2670 and encodes 683 amino acids. The record is from RefSeq and is a predicted model, not a curated record. NCBI's taxonomy places the organism in Eukaryota, Metazoa, Chordata, Actinopteri, Synbranchiformes, Synbranchidae.